CUUGUCAUAGGAUCUAUUCAUGAAUGCUCAUCGGGAUUUAUUUUGUUAUUUUUUGUUUUGACGGACACUGUUAGUCUCGUUUCCAAGCAUUAUUUUAAUUAAGUGUAUUUCCUUAUGCGGUUUUGUUUCGAGUUUCGACCAUUAUCCCAUACAGAUUAAGUAAGCUGUUAUUUUAUUUCUAUAAUCACCGGAUUAAUGAUUGUUGGAUAUAAAUAAUAUAUAUAUAUAUAUAGAUUCGAGUCGGAGUGUUAUUCUUGAAAGUACUCGGUUUGGUCCCUCAACUCAUAUUUUUGGGUCCUGCAAUUUCAACCUUCGGUCAUAAGUAGAAGUUUGUAGCUCAAUAUGGGUUUAAUUAUCCAAGUAAAUGGUAAUUGUUGUUGAUUUUGAAGUUUAAAUACAUAGCUGCGAGAGAAUAGAACACAUUCCAAAUUAUAUUUUUAAUUUUUUUGAAACAUGUGAUAACAACCUCUGCCAUGGUGUGUUGACAGAUCCGUUCAUGUGGGUAUUAGAUGAUGGAGUCCUGCGAUUGUAUAGACACACCAUAUCCCCCAGAUGAGCUUCUUGUCAAGUAUCAGUAUAUUUCUGAUGUCCUAAUUGCCCUUGCAUAUUUCUCAAUUCCUGUGGAGCUCAUCUAUUUUGUUCAGAAGUCUGCUUUCUUCCCAUAUAGAUGGGUGCUUAUGCAGUUUGGUGCUUUUAUUGUUCUUUGUGGGGCAACACAUUUCAUUAACUUGUGGACAUUCUUCGCCCACUCUAAAGCUGUUGCGGUGGUAAUGACAAUUGCCAAAGUCUCGUGCGCUAUUGUGUCGUGUGCGACUGCGUUGAUGCUUGUCCACAUCAUUCCUGACCUGUUGAGUGUCAAAACUCGUGAAUUAUUCCUUAAGAACAAGGCUGAGGAGCUUGACAGGGAGAUGGGACUUAUUCUUACUCAAGAAGAAACUGGAAGGCAUGUUAGAAUGUUGACUCAUGAAAUUAGGAGCACACUUGACAGGCAUACCAUUCUAAAGACUACUCUUGUGGAGCUGGGUAGGACUUUAGGCUUGGAGGAAUGUGCAUUAUGGAUGCCAUCAAGAAAUGGUCUGAAUCUGCAACUUUCCCAUACUUUAACCUUCCAUGUACAAGUUGGGUCUACUGUGCCAACAAACCUUCCUAUUGUCAAUGAAGUUUUCAAUAGCCCUCGUGCUAAACGGAUACCACACACCUGUCCACUGGCCAGGAUCAGACCUCUUGUGGGUAGAUACGUGCCACCUGAAGUUGUUGCUGUCCGGGUGCCACUUUUGCAUCUGUCAAAUUUCCAAAUUAAUGAUUGGCCUGAUCUUUCCGCAAAAAGCUAUGCAAUCAUGGUUCUCAUCCUCCCUACUGAUAGUGCUAGAAAAUGGCGAGAUCAUGAGUUGGAACUUGUUGAUGUUGUUGCUGAUCAGGUAGCAGUUGCCCUUUCGCAUGCUGCUAUUUUGGAGGAGUCUAUGCGAGCCCGUGAUCAACUCAUGGAGCAGAAUGUUGCUUUAGAUUUAGCUCGGCGAGAGGCAGAGAUGGCAAUUCAUGCUCGCAAUGAUUUCCUUGCUGUCAUGAAUCAUGAAAUGAGGACGCCAAUGCAUGCAAUUAUAGCAUUGUCAUCACUUCUCUUGGAGACUGAACUGACUCCAGAACAGAGGGUUAUGAUAGAGACAGUGUUGAAGAGUAGUAAUGUUUUGGCGACACUUAUCAAUGAUGUUCUAGAUCUUUCUCGACUGGAAGAUGGUAGCCUUGAAUUAGAAAUGGGAAAACUCAACCUUCAUGGUGUUUUGGGAGAGAUCGUAGAACUGAUAAAGCCUAUAGCAUCUGUGAAAAAAUUACCUAUUACGUUAAUUCUGGCCCCUGAUCUUCCUAUGUAUGCCAUUGGUGAUGAAAAGCGACUUAUGCAAAUUCUUUUAAAUGUUGUGGGUAAUGCUGUCAAAUUCACUAAGGAGGGCUAUGUUUCUGUAAGAGCGUCUAUUGCAAAACCAGAAUCUUUACAGGAUUGGCGGCCUCCUGAGUUUUAUCCAGCAUCAAGUGAUGGCCAUUUCUACAUACGAGUACAGGUUAAGGAUUCUGGAUGUGGCAUUCUCCCACAAGAUAUUCCACAUCUCUUUACCAAGUUUGCUCAGUCUCGGAGUGUACCAGCUCGAUCCAGCAGUGUUGCUGGUCUUGGGCUUGCCAUUUGUAAAAGAUUUGUAAAUCUCAUGGGAGGUCACAUAUGGAUUGAGAGUGAGGGCCUUGAUAAAGGAAGCACAGCUACAUUCAUAGUCAAACUUGGGAUUUGUGGCAAUCCAGAUCCAUCAGAUCAUAAAGCUGCAAACAGAGGCCAAGCAUAUAGCGGAAGUGGAGGCCUCACUAGAUUUAAACCCUUUGUCAAAGAUGAUGACGACACUGGUUUUUCUAGUCGACGCAAUCAAAGAAGUUUCUAAAAUCCAAAAUUGGAUAACUUUCGACCAGAGUCGACUAGAUAUAAUAAACUUCAUUUUGCAUAUGCUAAAUUGUAUAAUUUGCAGUUUGCAGCUAUAGGUUAGGAUUACUAUGUCAGGCAUAUUUCUAACAAACGGGUCUUGUCUGAAGUCCUGUCAUGUUAAUUAGCAUACACUACAAUGGAACGAAGGAGAGAUGAUCAAUAACUUAAACUGACUUAAAGCACAUAAUUAUUGUGCUGGUAGCUUUUGUUUUAUGGAACUGACACCAGUGUGAAUCAGUUGUCUGUGCUCCACCAUGUUGGUUUUACGUCUAU
Gastrolobium bilobum is the source of this 2734-nucleotide messenger RNA. Its product is annotated as ethylene response sensor 1-like. Gene Ontology annotation, biological process: signal transduction; phosphorylation. Gene Ontology annotation, cellular component: endoplasmic reticulum. Gene Ontology annotation, molecular function: ethylene binding; ethylene receptor activity; protein binding. The record is from RefSeq and is a predicted model, not a curated record. Bases 510 to 2420 code for a protein of 636 amino acids. NCBI's taxonomy places the organism in Eukaryota, Viridiplantae, Streptophyta, Magnoliopsida, Fabales, Fabaceae. The transcript has 5 exons.